UCGGUCGACUUCGCCUCCAGCCGGUGACACACGGAGCGGCUCCAUCAGGAUACUGGAUUCGGUUCGUACAUGUGCAUUCCAUCGUCAGGCAACGUCCCUAGAGGUCCGGUCUCGUCAUUGGCCCCUCGUCCGAUUCUUUCCCCAAAUCUCACGCGAGAUCCGGCUCAGGGCUGACAGGUGCCUCCAUGGUCGAUACGACGUCCAUCAUGCUGACGGGGAAGUCACCGAUCAACCAAACCAUGAGGCUGAUCUAUAUAAUCGAUCUAUAUGAUCAUGGACGUAAAUAUAAUGAGCACAAUGGACUAAAGGAGGACAAAGGUGCGGCUGACACGAAGAGCAUCCAAUGUAGUUCCAAUGAAGGAAUCUAUAUCUUGUGGUGGAGUACAGUAAGACUGGAGUACCUCAGGCACCCACGGGACGGACCCAAACUUUUUUCUUCGUUUUUUUCCUUCAAUUUCUUCAUUCUAUUUUUUCCCUCGUUUUCUCUUCUUUUUCUUCUCCGAUUUUCUUCUUUGGAUUUCUGGAAAAUCACAAGCAAGAAAAAAAAGAGAAGCAAACCAGACAAACAGGAUCCUUCUCGGCCAAUUUCCCUCUUUUUCUUCUUCCCCGUCUUCCUUCCACGUCUUCUCUUGCAUCUUCACCCCCCCGGUCUCUCCCUUACUCGCAACCUCGCGCAAGACUCAGCCAGUAGCCGAGGAGAACCAGGAUCAAACCGAUCAGAAAGAAACAAGGGAACGAGAACCGACUGCGCUUACUUCUUCUCUUCUUUUUCUUCUCCGUCCUCUUCUUUCUCGUCCACCUUCAUUCCUCUCCUCGAUUCGAUCUUUUCAAUUCCUCCCCUCUUCGUCCCUAUAAAUCUUCUUGGCCGUUUCGUCAACACCACGCAUUGAACCACACGAGAAUAUCAUAAUGUCGGAUCCCGUCCAAAUAGCAGGGAAGCGCAAGAGAGCCAGUACGUAUACCCAAUGGAAUUCCAGCAAUCUGUGGUGGUGUAUCUAUCACAUUCCACUUCCUUCUUUCACCCCACCCCGCUUGCGCCAUCUUUCUGCUGGGUGUCAACACGGGGACGAUAGAUCUGGGAUGAUCGAUCUGGGUUUUCGUCGGGAAUGGGAUACAGGAUAUGACCAGU
Aspergillus candidus is the source of this 1129-nucleotide messenger RNA. RefSeq lists its product as uncharacterized. The coding region runs from base 186 to 890 and encodes 234 amino acids. The transcript has a single exon. The record is from RefSeq and is a predicted model, not a curated record. NCBI's taxonomy places the organism in Eukaryota, Fungi, Ascomycota, Eurotiomycetes, Eurotiales, Aspergillaceae.